UCUACCCUCAGUGCAGCAUUGGCAGACCAGGGGUAAUACUAACUCACUGUUUCUGUUGCACUAUUUUUGUUUAUGUAUGGAAACAUAGCAUUUUUCUUUAGUAAUAGUACAGACACAGUGGAUGGAUUCAAACGGUGCAGUUGUGAUGGUAAUGGAGACAUAGGUGGAAGAAUUUGUUGUUGUGGACAUCCAAAGAGUAGAGCUACACCACUGACUGACAGACAACUUUAAAUCAUGAGGGACAACCUCUUCAACUAAGGAGUCCAAUAUAAAAUGAGACAACACCUUCAACUAAAGAGGCUCUUCAAAGUAUUCGACUACUAUUUCCGUGAUGGGUCAGCGACUGAGUGAGGAGAGUGACUCAGACCAGGAAAUUGAUGUUGCAGAGCUGCAGGAGUGGUAUAAGAAGUUUGUGGUGGAGUGCCCAAGUGGAACACUCUAUAUGCACGAGUUCAAGAGCUUCUUCGGCGUUACUAAUAACAAGGAGGCAGCGGAUUAUAUUGAGAAUAUGUUCCGCGCUUUCGACAAGAACGGAGACAACACAAUUGACUUUCUAGAGUAUGUUGCAGCCCUUAACCUGGUCUUGAGGGGCAAGUUGGAACAUAAACUGAAGUGGACUUUUAAAAUGUAUGACAAAGAUGGAAGUGGCUGCAUUGACAAGACUGAGCUGCUGGAGAUUGUAGAGUCCAUCUACCGACUAAAGAAAGCCUGUCAUGGAGAACUGGAUUCAGAGUGUAACCUCCUGACCCCAGAUCAAGUGGUUGACAGAAUAUUUGAACUGGUGGAUGAAAACGGAGAUGGGGAGCUGUCUCUGGAUGAGUUCAUUGACGGGGCCAGGAGAGACAAGUGGGUGAUGAAGAUGCUGCAAAUGGACGUCAACCCUGGGGACUGGAUCAAUGAACGGCGACGUAAGAGCUCUGGAGUGAGCUCUGAAGCUGGACCUCUGCAAUAAGUUUCUGGACUACUUUCAAUCAAAAGUUGAAUCCAUCUACCAGCAGCUUCAGCUGUCUUGUGCCGGCAGACACUACCACCAUGCCCACGUAGACUGUGGACUCUUGUCCAGAGGAAAUCACUGCUCUAAUAACUCUCCUUCUCUCCCCAUAAAUAGCAAACACACCAUUCUCUUUUUAAAUCCCUAAUGUGUACAUAUCAAUGUGUUUCUGUUUGCCCUGAUGGUUGUGUGUGUUCCACUAUUCAUGAUUGCAUUUUGUACGUGCAGGCUACAGUGAAAGGGACCAGUUCUCUCCAUCUCAUUAUGAUUGAAAGACAUCAUGCAGAGGCAGAUCGUAGAGUUUAUUUUGCAAUUAUGUUUUGAUGGUAAACAAAAAAGCAUCCAUCCGAUUUGGGGGCUUAUACUUGAUGAGGUUUUAAUAGAGCUGACAAUAUAGUACACCGGUAGCAGUCUUAUUACAUUUCUGGCACCAUUUUUGCAUUUUUAGAACUUUAGGGCACCACCUCUCUUUUUGUGUGUGUUGAACUUGAAAUCCAUAUUCAUUGAACAGUAAAUGUGUAUGAAGUUGCAUAAUAAACACCGAGUUCAAUAUUGAACUAAAAGAA
This is a messenger RNA of Oncorhynchus gorbuscha (pink salmon), 1557 nucleotides long. RefSeq names its product guanylate cyclase activator 1B (gene guca1b). Gene Ontology annotation, cellular component: photoreceptor inner segment; cone photoreceptor outer segment. Gene Ontology annotation, molecular function: calcium sensitive guanylate cyclase activator activity; calcium ion binding. Gene Ontology annotation, biological process: visual perception. NCBI's taxonomy places the organism in Eukaryota, Metazoa, Chordata, Actinopteri, Salmoniformes, Salmonidae. The transcript has 4 exons. The coding region runs from base 332 to 952 and encodes 206 amino acids. The record is from RefSeq and is a predicted model, not a curated record.